Molecule: messenger RNA, 1467 nt
Organism: Penicillium canescens
Lineage: Eukaryota; Fungi; Ascomycota; Eurotiomycetes; Eurotiales; Aspergillaceae
Exons: 1
Coding region: 1-1467 (488 amino acids)
Source: RefSeq, a predicted model, not a curated record
AUGGAUAUCGAUGAGGAAGAACCUAGGACUGGUCAGGCCCUGGAUGGGCACGAUCUGGAAGGAGAGUCAGCCCAUCAAAGUGAUCGGCAUCCUUCGUUGGAGGUGACGGACCACCAAAACUCCCCGUUGCCCAAGGAACACGGGACCGCUCAUAGGAUCAAAACAGAAUCCGAUGAAGGUGUCUUGUCCCAGGAUAUACCAAAAGCUGAAGAGGACGACAAUAGCCCUGGCGUUGAUAAACCUUACGAAGAAGUCUCUGAUCUGGCGGAUUUCAACAAGUCAAUUCAAUAUGAAGAUGAAGCCUUCGCCGGAAUUGAAUUCCUUGAAGGCGGAACAACUUUGUCUGAGGCAAACAGCUUCAGUGGGAAACUCCACCUUAAUUCGUACGGGCCAAAAAAUAGCGCAAUGCUUACCUGGAGCUCGUCAGCCGGAGACAAGAGGGGCCCCAAUGUGAAGAACAUUCGCGCUGAUCCCCACAAACAAGCGAUGGAAACAGACGACGAUGGAAAAUACAAACACAAAGGCAAAAUCGGCAGUAUCAAAGCCAUUGCAUGGAGGCCAAGGGGCUCUAUAGGGAGCAUGAGAGAUCUCCUAGCCUCAGUCCGAGAAUUAGAUCCUGCGAAUAAGAAUAAUCCGAAAUACGUGUAUCCAUUUUGCACGGUGCUUGUUGAUUGGAUCGGGCCAAACACGCCACCGCCAUGCUUGAUCAAUCGUUCUAAUUACAAAGAUCUUUCCACAUCAGGGAAAGACUCGGGCAAGCGCGUGGACUGGAAGUUUUACAGGAUUGCGUGUAUUCAGGUGGCAAGGUUCGAAAAAUGGGCCGGAAACGAAAGGCUGGGGAAAGAAAUCAGCCCGACACCUCUAUUUGAGACACCUGAACCAGAAAAACAACGAUAUGGCUCCGAAGCAGCAAUUACGAAUAGCCUGCGCAACAUGAAUGGUGGAAUCAAUCUCAGUACUAACGGUCAGAACACUAACGGUCAGGACACCAACGGUCAGGACACCAACGGUCAGGACACCAACGGUCAGGACACCAACGGUCAGGACACCAACGGUCAGGACACCAACGGUCAGGACAUCAACGGUCAGAACACCACUGGUCAGAGCACCGACGGUCAGAACACCAACAGUCAGAAUGCCAACGGUCAGAACACCAACGGUCAAAACAAUAACGGUCAGAACAUCGGUCAAAACAUCAAUGGUCAGAACAUCAGUCAGAACAUCAACGGUCAGAACACCAAUGACCUGAGCAUGGGUGCAAGCAACGGAACUCACCAAAGUCAGCCUUCACCAAAGUUGAGCACAUUCUAUAACAAAUGGUUGAAAAGACAACCCAUUGAGCCUACGGAGUUUGACAAACUAGACGACAUAUACAUUGGAAAGUUCGAGGCUGCUGCUUUUGUUUAUGUGGCAAAUCUGAAGAAGGAAGGCUUCGUUGUAGAAGACGAUAUUGGUGCGGAUAUCUAG